Molecule: messenger RNA, 342 nt
Organism: Podospora pseudocomata
Lineage: Eukaryota; Fungi; Ascomycota; Sordariomycetes; Sordariales; Podosporaceae
Exons: 2
Coding region: 1-342 (113 amino acids)
Source: RefSeq, a predicted model, not a curated record
AUGGUCUCCAAGAUCUUCUGCGCCAUCGGCGCUGUUCUCGCCCAGCUCGCCCAUGGCGCCGUGAUUGUUCCCAUCGCCAACUACGCCGUCAACGAGGUCGAGUGGAAUCUUCCCAUCGAUCCUAACGUUCCCACCGGCCCACGCGAGGUCGUCACCGGCACAGUCCAGGAGGCCAUCGCCAAGAUGGAGAUCUCCCACCCCGGCUGGACCCAGAACUUCACCGCUGCUGGAACGUCUAUGUCACUGGUGACAACUGCUAGACGAAUCAACAUGGCAACGCAUGUUCGCUUGUUGAUCGAGCCGCAGAACGCAGAGACGGUUAGAUGGGGUCUCAUUGGCUGA